AUGGCUGCCUUGAAUGGCAACCUUUCUGAUCAGCUUUCCUAUACAAACAUACAAAAUUGUGUCGACGUAAAACCAUUUACUCCUUUACCUCCAUACAAACGAAUGGCACAACGACGGAAAGUGCCAGAAGGUGAAUUGUGUGCUGUGUGCUCCGAUUUAGCUACCGGCUAUCACUACGGUGUAGCAAGUUGUAAUGGUUGCAAGACAUUCUUCCGAAGGACGAUUGUUAGCGAGCAGACGUUCAUCUGUCAGUACAAUGGAAACUGUGAUGUGCACAAGAAUAUACGAUGUGCUUGUCGUCAUUGCCGCUUCAACAAGUGUUUGGCGGUUGGAAUGGAUGCAAAAGCGAUACAGAACGAUCGGGACCGGAUAGGUCCGACAAAAAAAGCGAAAUUGAGUAGUGGAUCGGAUGAGGAUCAAACUGUUACACCUCAUCGAAUGCAAGAUCAGGAGAUUGUGGAACAUUUGACGCAGGUGGAAGGACUGUGUCAGGAAUUACGGCGAUGUGUAAUGAAUGAGGUCUCGACAGUUCAACAAGCCCUCUCAUCUCCUUGUCUACUUUUUGAGACACCAGACCUCAUGAUCGAUCCAAGUACGGUAUUCAAAGAGUUGUAUCCCGCGUCUAUGAAUGAUAUUCGUAUGUGGAAUAUUCGUGAGAUGAGGAUCUGCAUCGAAUGGGGCAAAACGUUUGAGGCUUACCAACGACUUUCUCAUUUCGAUCAAUUUGCAUUGGUACGUAAUUUUGCCUUCGCUUUCAAUUUACUCAAUCGUGUUUUUUACUCGCCAGACCAUGGGCCCGAUAAAAUUGUGUUUCAAAAUGGAGCAUUUAUCAUGCGACAACCACAACAACAGGUACAAUUAUCCGGGUGUCGUCCAAUUUAUACUCGACAAAUGGAUGAAAUUAUGCUACCAUUUCGUCGGCUUCAGUUAUCUGUUUCCGAAUUUGCUACAUUUAAAGCGGCUCUCUUCUUCAAUCCCGAUGCACUUGACUUAUCUAGUCAAGCAAAACCUGAUGUCUACGAGGAGCGAAACAAAUACCUUAGCGCCCUUUUCACAUGUAUAACUAAUAAACUUGGUGUGGCAGCUGGUGUUCAAAAAUAUGGUAGUCUCUUAAUGAUGACAGCUAGUAUACAGAAUAUCCUCGCUCAAAACGAGGAAAAUAUGCAAGUGAUGGAGUUAUUCAAGAACUGGGAAGUGGAUCCUUUUGUAAAAGAGUUGUGUAUGAAACGGGCCUGA
This is a messenger RNA of Angiostrongylus costaricensis, 1236 nucleotides long. The record is from the annotation of a GenBank genome assembly. Lineage: Eukaryota; Metazoa; Nematoda; Chromadorea; Rhabditida; Metastrongylidae.